Messenger RNA from Spirodela intermedia, 2199 nucleotides. The record is from the annotation of a GenBank genome assembly. Lineage: Eukaryota; Viridiplantae; Streptophyta; Magnoliopsida; Alismatales; Araceae.
AUGGUCUUUAGCACCGAAGGUCUGAGUUCUGUCUGAUUGGAUCAAUAUCUGCUCUGCAUUGAUUGGAGUGAUGGUUAAAUACGCUUUUUUCAUACAUUUCAUUUUGAUUCGCCAUAUAAAUUUCCGUCUUUGUCAUCAAUUUUGUUCUCCUUUUGAUUUUCCUUGUUCAAAUUUAUACUUUUUAAUUCAAAAAUUUUCUUGAUUGAAAUUGGUGCCGCUCGGCUGUCACUAGUUAAAAAUUUGACACCGUCUCUGCUCACUAACUAGUAUUCAUCCAGAGUAUGGCACAACUCGUAGGGAUCUUUCUUGGCUUGGUACAAGCAGAAAACUGUAGUGAGUUCUGUCACUCCACGCGUCCUCAUUUUGGAACCAGAUAACGUAAGAUUUAAUGAUGAAGAUGACAAUGUACAUAUAUGAGUGGCUGCUGUUUAGUCCUCUCUCCUAGUUAAAUGAAUUUCCUUCGUGUUUCUUCUCGUAAUUUCUCUUUCUUUUGGAGCUUUGUUUUGAUUUUUGACUGUGGACAAUUGGUGCUGGUGUAGGGGAGGUCCCUUACAGAGAGGGCCAAUCUAUUGGUGUCAUCGCUGAUGGGGUUGAUAAGAAUGGCAAGCCCCACAAGCUGAGACUGUAUUCAAUUGCCAGCAGUGCUCUUGGUGACUUUGGCGAUUCAAAAACUGUGAGUGUGAUCCCCGUCCCCACGCGCUCACUCAAAAAACGAAAUGGUCAUCUUUUCUAAUUUUUCCUCAUUUAGUCUAUACAUUCAUAUUUUCUUUGGAGUUUAUCCAGUGAAGUAGUAUAAAAAAAUGGGCAUUUCAUUCCUUAAUAUUGUCAUGGUAUCUCAUAGGAUUUCAGAUGUGCUGUCAACUUGGGAUUACAUUUCUUUUUCUGAAGCCAGCUGUAGAGCUUCCUAGGCGCUACUCUGUAGUUUAACUUCUCGUUCUCUGCAGGUUUCUCUCUGUGUAAAGAGACUGGUCUACACCAAUGAGGCUGGGGAGGUUGUCAAAGGAGUGUGCUCAAAUUUCUUAUGUACGGAUAUUAACCCUCCACUCCACCAUGCUCAUAAAUUUGUUGAACUGAAAUAUCGAUAGAGGGGGAAUUCAUACAAUAUUUCCUAUCAGUUGUCGAUACUUCAGGCUAAAGUGGUUCUAUCGAGUUUAAAAUGGUUCAGCCUUGUAAUGGAUCAGUUCAUACGCUGACUAUGUCCACUGCUGUGUUCAAGGUGAUUUGAAGCCUGGGGCUGAGGUCAAGAUGACUGGCCCUGUCGGGAAGGAGAUGCUUAUGCCCGUUGACCCCAAUGCCACCAUUAUUAUGGUAAUCAUGGUUUCUAAUCGAUGCAGCCAUUAGAGUUGUUAUCUUUUCCGCAAGUGGUUGAUAUCAUAUGUACCAUCCUGCAGCUCGCCACAGGCACAGGAAUUGCUCCUUUCCGCUCAUUCCUAUGGAAGAUGUUCUUCGAGAAGCACGACGACUACAAGGUAUGUCCUCUCUGGAACACAAUUUCAAUCCGGUAGAUGGAUCAUCCUAAAAAAGAUCUUGCCAGAUGCUGUUGCUGUCUCGCUGAAUCAUUCUGAUCCUCCUGCAGUUCAACGGCUUGGCUUGGCUCUUCCUGGGAGUCCCCACAAGCAGCUCUCUUCUGUACAAGGAGGUGGGACGAAACACCUUAAGGACAAUCUUCAUCUCCUCACAAUUCUUCUCCUAGCUUCCUGCCAAUCAUGGCCACUGGUCAACGGUACAGUGGCCAUUACAGUGGAAUCAUCGCCAUACCUUCGACCCUCUCUUGUGUGGCAGGAAUUCGAGAAGAUGAAGGAGAAAUCUCCAGACAACUUCCGGCUGGACUUUGCGGUGAGCAGAGAGCAGACAAACGAGAAGGGGGAGAAGAUGUACAUCCAGACCAGGAUGGCCCAGUACGCCGAAGAGCUGUGGGGGCUGCUGAAGAAGGAUAACACCUACGUCUACAUGUGCGGGCUCAAGGGAAUGGAGAAGGGGAUCGACGACAUCAUGGUCUCCUUGGCCGAAAGGGAUGGUAAGAGAAAUAUGCCCCCUUGUUUGAAUGAAACAGGCUAAUCUGUUGGGUACAACUCAUCAGUCUACAUGACUCACGGCCGUGGUUUCAUGGGCUUUGUGUGCUUCUCUGCAGGCAUCGACUGGUUCGAGUACAAGAGGCAGUUGAAGAAGUCUGAGAAGUGGAACGUGGAAGUGUAUUGA